AUGGGCCGCAAAAGUAACAAGUCGAGGAGAACAACGAGAAAACCGGUAAAAUCCAGUUCUUCUUGUUGGAAUUUUCUACCCGACGCUGGACCAGGUUGCCACAUUGCACGCCAUGACACAUUCUGUUCCUCGCCAACGUCUUGGGUCAUUGAAUGGGAAACGGUGGACCCGGCCGACUUCUCCGAUGAAGACAACGAAGUUCCAGAUGUAGCUGUUGAUCCUGAAGAAAGAACGCUUUCUUUGUGUAAUAUUCGAGACAAACAUGUGGUUGCCUAUUUAACGGUAUUCGACACAGUACUCCGAGGAGCCGAUGGCAGAGAACUAGAGAGGGGCAGAACGGUGAACAACCAAGGCGUCUCCCAGUCGUGCACUACUCUCAUUGUGCUAUGCCCACCUUUUACAUUUGCUCAUCUCUGCUAUUUAGAUAUCUCAAAUGAGGGCGAAAUGCUGGAAAACUUAAAAAUUGAAAGCGACGUACAAGAAUGGAAAAAGCACCCCAAUCCAUCGGACACGCACUUGACAUCGGUAUCGUUUCCUUUCCGUUUGGAAGGAGGCCCAUAUUUAUGUACGCAAGGAGAAGGUGGACAACUUACGCAUUUUUUUGCGGGCAACCAACACGCCCUCGACUUUCGAUGCCCGGUCGGAACGCCACUAUUGGCGGUGGGACAUGGCACGGUAAUUGAUGUGAAGGACACGAAUGCGAAAAUUACUGGGGUAGCCGUGUCGAAUUUGUUCGAGUGGAAUUCUGUACUACUCGAGCUUGACGGUUCAUCAAAAGAAGGUAAAGGGGAUCCACUCUUUGUAGAAUAUGUACACAUUCAAGGUGCCUCCGUUCAAGUUGGUGACAAGGUAAAACGCGGUCAGGUGAUUGCCACUAGUGGAACCGUUGGAUUCAGCCCCGAGCCGCACUUGCAUUUUUGCGCAUACCGGAGCCCCGACAUGAGCGCACCUACCGUCCGUGUAUAUUUUCAUUCUACUAGAGAUCCGCAGGAGACGUUCCUUCCACGAGCGGGGCAAUACUACGAUACCAACGGCCUCGUUGAACAAGACGGUGAUACCGCAACGAACGACGACGUCGGUUCCUAG
Messenger RNA from Phaeodactylum tricornutum CCAP 1055/1, 1086 nucleotides. RefSeq lists its product with no specific name. The transcript has a single exon. The coding region runs from base 1 to 1086 and encodes 361 amino acids. NCBI's taxonomy places the organism in Eukaryota, Bacillariophyta, Bacillariophyceae, Surirellales, Neidiaceae. Gene Ontology annotation, molecular function: metalloendopeptidase activity. The record is from RefSeq and is a predicted model, not a curated record.